UAGCUAAGAUAAUUGCUUUCGUUGCUCCAAAAAGGGAGCCUUCUGAAUAAGGACACCAAAAGUGCGAAGUGACUAGAUGAGAGCCGAGGCGCAGACCACUGGGUCACGGGAGAGAGAGAGAGAGAGAGAGAAUACUCCAAAGCAGGACAUCCUCCUGAUCAGUGCUGCCUGUGUUUCCUGCUUGCUCCAAAUAGCAAGCAACCUCCUAUACAAGACAUCUAGCACGUCGUAACUGCAGCUAAAGUGGCCUUGUGCAUAGAAAUGCCUGCCCGAGUACCGGGAUCGGAGAUAAUGGAUGAAGAUCGAGUGAUGGAAGAAGUCUUAGAUAAGUUUGUUAAUUCUCAUGAGCAAACCUAUGAAGAAUUUUUGAGCACGUUCACUCAUCUUUCAAAAGUGAAUAACAUGAGCGCAAGGAGAGCCGUUGGGCUGAGUGCUUCAGGGAGCACAUUUACAUCAGGAGAAUUUGCACAUCAAAAUGGACCAUGUGAGCACCGCCUUAGGAAUACAUCUACUUCCCUUUGUACUCCAUCACAGUGUUUAGAAGAAGAACAGAUAGUAUUGGACGAAGGCCAGAAGGUUGGCAGUUUCUUUCAAGGUGACCUGACCCGGGCAGGAAAGGUGAAGGUGGACAAUUUCCUAGAUUUAGAAGAUUUGGAUGUCGAUGAAGAAGUGAAGCCGCAAUUGAGCAAGGAUUUGCUGCUGCUUCCAGGAGAAGUGGAAGAGGACACAGGUGACCACGUUCCUUCUUACAUCCCUUCUGUGCCCCAGCCUCAUACUGCUGAAGUGAAGCCCAGGCCUGCAAUACCAGGAAGAGAGCAAAAGGAAGAGGUACUAGGAGAUGAAGUUCAGCCCUUUUCGCUUGAUGAAGACUUUGAUUAUGAUAACGUGACUCUAACCCCCAAGUUCACUGCUGCAGAGAUAGAGACUCUGAAGGAGCUAUUGAAGCAAGAGAGAAACACCACCAUCGCUGACAUAUGGGAACCCCACAGCUGACCCACUUGGGCAUCUGUGUUUAUUUUUAUUUUGUUCAUAUUUUAAACAACAUUAGAAUAAAAGAUAAGCCAACUGUG
Molecule: messenger RNA, 1070 nt
Organism: Octodon degus (degu)
Lineage: Eukaryota; Metazoa; Chordata; Mammalia; Rodentia; Octodontidae
Gene: Iftap
Product: chromosome unknown C11orf74 homolog
Exons: 8
Coding region: 262-993 (243 amino acids)
Biological process (GO): acrosome reaction; spermatogenesis
Cellular component (GO): 9+0 non-motile cilium; cytosol
Molecular function (GO): intraciliary transport particle A binding
Source: RefSeq, a predicted model, not a curated record